AACAAGCCCAGCCAUCGAGCCCCAGCCCGAAAGGCGAGGAGCACAUCAAGAGACCGAUGAACGCCUUCAUGGUCUGGUCGAGGAUACAGCGCAAGAAGAUAGCCGAAGAGAACCCCAAGAUGCACAACUCCGAAAUAUCGAAACGCCUCGGCUCCGAGUGGAAACUGCUGACGGAGGCGGACAAGAGACCGUUCAUCGACGAGGCCAAACGUCUGCGAGCCCUGCACAUGAAGGAACAUCCGGACUACAAGUACAGGCCGAGGAGGAAGCCCAAGGCACCGUUGCCGUCGGGUCUGAAAGCCCCCGUCGGACUGUCCAGCCUGCAACUUCCCUAUUAUCCGCCCAUGGAUCCGGUCAGUUCGCCGUACACGCCGUACUUCAAUCCGGCCUACGACAUGUCGAGGAUGAACGUGCCGGAUAAACCGCCGCAGUCCGUGCAACCUCCGGUCACGUCCUUACACUCGUCGUUGCACUCCGCCCUGUAUCCUUCGCUGUACCAAACGUCUCCGAAAGCUUUUGCUCCGUCGCCCAUGGGGAUGUUUCCCACGAUGCCGACGCCGAUGAUGUAUUCUUCGCCAGCGGUCACACCGACUUCGAGUCCGGGAGGCCCGGACAUGGAAAUCAGGAGGCCGGUCCCAGUUAUGUAUUAGUGAACUGUGAAACGUGAUUUUGGACUAAUUUUAUCCUGUGAUUGUAAAUAUUUGAUGAUAUUUAUUAUUAUUAUUAUGUUUUGUAAAUAUUUGUUUGACUAAUUUCAA
This is a messenger RNA of Aethina tumida (small hive beetle), 758 nucleotides long. RefSeq names its product SOX domain-containing protein dichaete-like. Gene Ontology annotation, molecular function: DNA-binding transcription factor activity, RNA polymerase II-specific; RNA polymerase II cis-regulatory region sequence-specific DNA binding. Gene Ontology annotation, biological process: anatomical structure morphogenesis; regulation of DNA-templated transcription; cell differentiation. The transcript has a single exon. NCBI's taxonomy places the organism in Eukaryota, Metazoa, Arthropoda, Insecta, Coleoptera, Nitidulidae. The record is from RefSeq and is a predicted model, not a curated record. The coding region runs from base 57 to 650 and encodes 197 amino acids.